Molecule: messenger RNA, 3771 nt
Organism: Clavispora lusitaniae ATCC 42720
Lineage: Eukaryota; Fungi; Ascomycota; Pichiomycetes; Serinales; Metschnikowiaceae
Gene: CRP1
Product: Crp1p
Biological process (GO): copper ion homeostasis; monoatomic cation transport
Cellular component (GO): membrane
Molecular function (GO): ATP binding; ATP hydrolysis activity; copper ion binding
Source: RefSeq, a predicted model, not a curated record
AUGUCUGUUCAGCACCUUGAUGUUAGUAUCGCCAAUGUGCAUUGUCCCAAUUGUCAAGUGGCAGUGCGACAGAUAGUAGCGAGGCGCUUUCAACUCAAAGAUUUUUCAUCUCCGCCAAAAAGGAGAAGCAUUUUGAGUCUGCCUCCAUACGAGAUCUUCUACCGCUUACUAGGUGGUCAACUCGAUUUGUAUUACCAUUGCACUGGCGAUUUGAAUCUGUCUGAUUUGCUGCUUGCUACAAAGGAAAUUCUUAAUGGGCUUCGCAAAGCUGGCUUUUCGGUUCUAUCAUGGGAAAUGGAGCUUGAUGGGAAACCAGUGACUUCUGCACCAUUUUACGAAAAGAAGUCUCGUGGUCCACAAGUCAUUGCCAACAUUACUGGCUUAUGGGAUAAGCUUUUGCAAGUCCAAGGUGAACGAAACCAUGCUCAUAUAUGCAGCUACUGUCAAGAAAAGGCCGCAGAAGAAAAGAGAGCGCAUGCCUUAGAGAAGGAAACAUCCAAGUUGCAAAAGUCAGCCCGAACGGAAGAGAAGGAAUAUGUUGAUCCUUCCACUUCAGACUCAAGCAUGCCUCUAACGGAAAAUACAUCACCGCAAGUUACCGAAAAAUAUCGUGCGGUUUUUUCUGUAACAGGAAUGACAUGUGCUGCAUGUGUCCAAUCAGUUACAGGUGCUAUAGAAGCAUUGUUUGAAGAACAGAAUAUUCCGAUCAAUGAGGAAGAAGAAACAGUAUCAGUUAAUUUAAUACAGCAUAUGGCAGCUGUUAUUGUUCCCAAUAAGCAACUCAUCAACAAAAUUGUCGGAGCUGUGGAUGAUGCAGGCUUUACUUGCCAACUUAUUGAGGUACUGCCAGCUCUGCAGAAAGUUCACGAAAAGAUUACAGCAGUCAUUGGUGGAAUCACAUGUGCUGCGUGCGUGAAUACAGUCAUGUCAGCUGUUAACAAGCUUCCAUUUGUAACAGACGCCGGAAUUGACGCUAUCACUAAGAUGGGUCAUUUCGUUAUUGGGUCCAGUAACGUUGACAACGAGAACUUCUUGAAAUUACAGGAGGUCAUUGAAGAUUGCGGUUUCGACUUUGAGCUUGUCAAAAAAGAAGAAAUCAAUGUCACAUCAAGAAAGCUGUCAUCAAGAACAAUCACCAUAGAUGUCGAAGGCAUAUCUUCGCCCAAAUGCUGCGAGACCAUAAUGAGAUAUCUUGACAGUUUCAAAGCAACAGUGACUAUCAAUGAGGCGGUUACUUUAAUCCAACCGUCUGUUACUAUUACUUAUGUACCCGAUUACGAAAGCAAGGUCAAUGUGAGACGCUUUUUGGCAGACUUAAAUCACCUCCAUCCAGCUGACACAGAAGUUGGCUACAUUGUUGACCCUAACAAUCAUUCAUCUUUCAGCUGCAAACUUAAGGAAAACGUGUCUAUGGAUGAACAGUUGAGAAGAAUUACGAGACAAGAAACAUGGCAGGUUGCAAAAAGACUUAUUCUUGCUACAGUUAUCGGGAUUCCAACAUUUAUCUUCGGUAUUUUGGGAAUGUCCUUACUCUCCAAGAAAAACAGUUUCCGUAAGUGGCUUGAAGAGCCUUUAUGGGUUGGAAAUGUCUCACGAGUGAUGUGGAUUGUCUUCUUCUUGAGUACUCCUGUUUACUUUUUUGCCACGGAUAUCUUUCACAAAAAGGCUAUAAAAGAAGUAAGUUCACUUUGGAUGCACAAAAACUCUUAUAGGAAACGCUUCCUCAAAUUUGGAUCCAUGAACUUGCUUAUGUCAUUAGGUACAACCGUUGCGUAUGUUGCCAGUUUAGUCUUGCUAGGACUUUCUUCGCGGAUAUCAGCACACGAUAUGGGAUUCCAUACAACAUAUUUUGACUCUGUCGUAUUCUUGACUUUUUUUUUGUUGAUUGGCCGAGUUCUUGAAAGUAUCUCUAAAGCAAAGACAAGUGAUGCUGUGGCAAGUUUAGGCUCAAUGAAGGUGUCGAAAGUUACACUUGUCGACCGCGAACAAGAUGCAAAAAGCGGUAAUUAUACUUACAAAAAUGAUAGUCUUGUCGAUGUGUCGCUUCUUGAUUCGGGCGACUACGUCCGCAUUUCUACCGGUGAAUCUCCUGCAGUGGAUUGUGUGAUUGUCGAAGGUGAUUCUGAAUUCGAUGAGUCUGCUCUUACCGGAGAAUCCCAUGCUGUCAAACAUGGUCCAGGACAUCAAGUGUUUUCUGGAACUGUGAAUGUGGGAAACAAUGCUGUUAUCGCCAAGAUUUUGAGUGUCGAUGGAGACUCGUUGAUUGAUCAAAUUAUAAACACAGUCCGUGAUGGUCAAAUGAAGAAGGCUCCCAUACAGAGAGUGGCCGAUGCUAUUACUGGUUACUUUGUCCCCAUCAUUGUGUUUAUAGCUAUCUUAACGUGGAUUAUCUGGUUAGGGCUUGCUUAUUCGGGCGCACUUCCGGAUAGUUAUUUGGACAUCGAUGUUGGAGGCUGGGCAGUUUGGAGCUUGGAGUUUGCAAUUGCUGUAUUUGUCAUAGCAUGCCCCUGCGGAAUUGGCCUUGCUGCUCCGACCGCCUUAUUCGUGGGAUCAGGCUUGGCGGCGAAGAAUGGAAUUCUAGCUAGAGGUGGAGGUGCAGCUUUUCAGGAUGCCGCCGCUAUUAAUUUGGUAUGCUUCGACAAGACAGGAACUUUGACCUGUGGUGAAAUGAAAACUACUGAUUUUGCUUUUGUCUCAUCAGCAGUUAAGGCAUCUCACAUCUCAGCUUUACGCAAGAUUGCUUUGCAAACAGUCAGAGAUUUAGAAUUGGCAUCCAAACAUCCAAUUGCGACUGCUGUCAAGGACUUUGUCAGUAAUUACGAAACGAAGCAAGACGUGCAUUUAUCGUCAGUCAGAAUCCCACAAGUCGAAACCGUACCCGGAAAAGGUUUAAAGGGUAAGAUUGUGCAUUAUGAUGACGAUGGGGACAGUUUCUGGAGAAAAUAUAAACCCAAGUUUGCUGUUUUGGGCAACGAAGCCAUGCUUAACGACCAUAAUGUGGAAAUCACCCGAGUGCAACAGAGUCUUUUAGACUAUUGGAAGAAGAACCGAAAAUCAGUUAUGAAUUUGGCUAUCAAGUGUGAACGCAUAUACGGAGAUAAAGAGUUUCAUCUAGCUGCAAUGAUGGCAUGUCGGGAUGAAGUAAGACCGGAAGCGCGUGCUGUUGUUGAGCAUUUGAAGAACCGUGGAAUUGAAAGUUGGAUGAUAACCGGAGACAAUAAACUCACGGCAGCUGCUAUUGCACAUGAGAUAGGUAUUAAGCAAGAGAAUGUUGUCAGUGAGAUUUUACCUCAUGAAAAAAAGAAUAUUGUCGAGCUGCUUCAACAAAGAGACGGUGCAGUAGUAGCAAUGGUUGGCGAUGGAAUCAAUGAUGCGCCAGCGUUGGCAGCUGCUAAUGUUGGUAUUGCUUUAUCUAGUGGUGCAGAUUUGGCGGUUACUCUGAGCGACUUCAUUUUAUUAAACAAAGUGCAUCCUAUCGUGACACUUUGUACGCUUCUUGAUUUAGCCAAAGUUGUUUUCCGGCGCAUCAAGUUCAAUUUCUGCUGGAGUUUAGUAUACAACGUGAUUGGAAUCCCCAUUGCUGCAGGCGUCAUUUAUCCAAUCAAUAAUCUGAGGCUAAGCCCAGUAUGGGCUAGUGCUGCCAUGGCUGCAUCUUCCUUGAGUGUUGUUACCAGCAGUUUACUCCUAGGUUUGUACCGGCCCAAGAUACGAAGUGAACAAUUUGUGGAAGCCCCUGAGAAGGAGACGAAUGUUAAUGUGUACGAGGUUUAA